AUGUGGUCCAUCAUCUCCAUCGCCCCUUAUGCCUUCGCCGUGGGCUUCUUCUCCUUUCUCUACUUUUGCGUCUUUCCCUAUGUUGAGUAUCUUCGUGACCCGAAAGGUCUACGCAAAUACCCCAAUCUUUCUCCCUUCUCAGGAUUCUCCGCAAUUCCAUUCAUGAUGCUUGCUUCUCGGGGGUUCCGCUCUAUGGAGUUGAUGGAGUUGCAUAAGAAGCACCCUGUCAUUCGCACAGGACCCAACACGCUGUCCUAUGGGGAUACUCGUGCCAUUAAAGACAUUUAUGGUCACAACACCAAAUGUAUCAAGGAUCCCUCAUAUGUGAUUACUGCUGGAUCGCACACCAAUCUUGCGGAUGUGGUCGACAAGCCCGAGCAUGCCCGGAAGCGCAAAGUGCUCUCGUCAGCAUAUGCCCUCAAGAAUUUGGAGACAUGGGAGUUCAAAGUCAGCGACAAAGUGGAGAGAAUGUUCAAGCACUUUGACAAAGUCUGCACAGCACCUGCUUCCACAGAUGUUGCGUCCGGCAAGACAGCGCCUGAUGCUAAAGAUCUGACGCUUGAUUUCCGGGGCUGGACAAACUUCUUCACUCUCGACGCCAUCGCCGAUAUUGGUUUGUCGGAGAAGUUGGGAUUCCUGGACAAUGGGAAUGAUCUCUGUAUCGCUGAGAGGAAAGAUGGCUCAACCUACGAGGUCAGCCUGCGAAAAGCGCUGUAUCCCACUGCCAUCAAACAAUCCCUCAUCCUUUGGAACUACGAAUGGUACCCGGUGAUCAAUAAGCUGGUCAAUGUGAUCCCGUACUUUGGGCGCAUGCAAGAAUCCGCAGACCAUUGGGAGAACAUCAUGUGGCGACGGGCAAACGAACGACUUCGGCGCUACGAAACUGGUGAAAAGCUCGAAGACUUUUUCCAGGCACUCAUGGAGGACAAGAAUGGACAUGCGAACAACCUUGAGUUUGGGGAGGUGGUAGCAGAGUGCAACAUCAUGAUGAACGCUGGUAGUGUGACAACGGCCGUUGCCAUUGCCAACGUCAUGUACCAACUUCUCCGGAACCCACGAUGUCUUGAAAAGCUGCGCGAGGAGGUUGAUGCCGUCCUGGACCCCGAUGAGGUUGUCGCACCUUACGACAAGGUUAAGCACCUCCCAUAUCUCCGCGCUUGCUUGGACGAAUCACUCCGCAUCUUCCCCCCUACAUCGCACGGUCUUCCUCGUGAAACACCCGAGGAGGGCACUAACAUCCUGGGCGAGUGGGUUGCCGGCAAGACAUCCGUCAGCAUGUCUGCUCUGGUGGCGCACCGUGACGAAAAGGUCUUCCCGAAUGCCGACCAGUACAUUCCCGAGCGGUGGCUCGGGGAAGAAGGCAAGGCGUUGCAACCCUACCUUAUUGCAUUCUCUGCUGGUGCAAGAUCAUGCAUUGGCCGCAACAUCUCCUACUUGGAACAAACCAAGGCCAUUGCCUCUGUGGUGCACCGGUACAACCUGGCUCUGGCAUAUCCGGGCUGGGAACUGAAGCGAUUGGAGUCUAUGAAUUUGAUUUUGGGCGAUAUGCCCGUUAAAAUUUGGAGGCGUGAUUUGGAAACGACUGCUUGA
This is a messenger RNA of Aspergillus wentii DTO 134E9, 1590 nucleotides long. RefSeq names its product cytochrome P450. The transcript has 2 exons. Bases 1 to 1590 code for a protein of 529 amino acids. Gene Ontology annotation, molecular function: heme binding; oxidoreductase activity, acting on paired donors, with incorporation or reduction of molecular oxygen; monooxygenase activity. Lineage: Eukaryota; Fungi; Ascomycota; Eurotiomycetes; Eurotiales; Aspergillaceae. The record is from RefSeq and is a predicted model, not a curated record.